ACUUUUCAGAAAACAAACAGUCGGUUUGGUUGCUUCGUGCUCGUGCUUGCCCUCGUGUUAACUCUUAACUGUUAAGAUUAUAAAAACAAAAAUAAUGAAUUGUUCUGAAAUUGAUCAAGCUGCCGAAGCUGCUAAAAUGAUGGCCGAAUUUUGUGAGGAACUAGUUUACUUGGAGACCUUGAUUGAAGAAGCAGUAGCUACAUUAAAAGUAGACAACGGUUUUUGGAAGAUACGAGCAAUGUUGUCUGAGUUGCGCAAAGCAUUUGAUUCCAUCCAGAAACCUAAUAGUGAAUGUCUGGAAGAACAACUACAUUUUGAAAAGAAGUUGAUUUACUACUUGAGAGAAGAAACCACUGAAUCAACAACGAUUGAUGCAGUCUGCACAUGGAUUGAUAUUGAAGUUUCCAAAUCCAAGGUUUCUCUUCUUCCUGCCUUGGUUUCUGCAGUGAUGCUCAGCUCUUUUGUCAGAAGCACGGAGAAUGAAAUUUCCUCGCUGAGUUUUUUUGUCACCUUUCGUCGAUGGGCACCUUUAUUGCAUAGAUACUUCACUAAAGUAGAUGUAGCUGCCUGCCAGAUUCUGAUCUUUUUCAUCCAGGAUUUUCUCAGUUCAUCCCAUCAAAAAAAUACUAAAGCAUUGCUAUCUGGAAUCCUUGAUGUCCUGUGUGAAAAUGAGAAGUUUUUUUCUUUUAUUACCGGAGAAAACAGAAAAAAUGGCAUGAUGUACUUACUGACUGUGUUGUCUUCCUGAAAUUUCUCAAUGAGAAGCUUAAUGUCAUUCGCAGAGAUCUUGUCAGGUUGAUGAUUGUUCCCGCCCUUAACAUUAAUGUCAAAUUUUAGUUUAUGAAGCCGUAGUUCCAUUUGCUUACAUACAUUGUUUCACUAUUAACUCAAAAUUGUCGAAAUCUAGAAUUUCAAUACAUUAGAGUUAUCUGUGUAAAGUUAAUAACGGUUCGAAGUAGGCAAUAAAUGAAUAGUGUUAAUGGCA
Molecule: messenger RNA, 985 nt
Organism: Daphnia pulicaria
Lineage: Eukaryota; Metazoa; Arthropoda; Branchiopoda; Diplostraca; Daphniidae
Exons: 4
Coding region: 95-748 (217 amino acids)
Source: RefSeq, a predicted model, not a curated record